Condylostylus longicornis is the source of this 918-nucleotide messenger RNA. RefSeq names its product nudC domain-containing protein 3-like. Gene Ontology annotation, cellular component: cytoplasm. Lineage: Eukaryota; Metazoa; Arthropoda; Insecta; Diptera; Dolichopodidae. The record is from RefSeq and is a predicted model, not a curated record. Gene Ontology annotation, biological process: protein folding. The transcript is spliced from 3 exons. The coding region runs from base 1 to 918 and encodes 305 amino acids.
AUGUCGAAGUACGACCAAUAUUUUCUACCUAUCGCUCAAGAUGCUGGAAAUAUUGAAAAUCUGUUGGACGCAUUUUUCAGCUUUCUUGAACGAAAGUCUGAUUUUUUCCAUAUCAUGACAGCACCGUCUGAUGCAAAGGGUUUCCCUACUGGAAGGGCGUUUGAGAUUCUGGAGACAACCUUCAAGAAGCGACAGCAUUCUUAUUUGUCCAGAGUUCAACCUAAUUUACUCUCCUUGGGUCAGAACCAGCCAGAAAAGCACAAGAAAGCAGUGAAGGAGCCGCCAUGUUCAGAAAAGCCAUCUUCCAAUGUUAAGAUGGAAUGCCUCACGAAAUCGGAACACUCUCAGGCUACAAACAGCGUCAGUGCAGAGCACACGGAGCGUCCCCCGUUGCGAAAAACUGAAACAUAUUGGUGGAGCCAAACGCUUGGAGAAGCAACAGUUGAACUAGUGCUUCCUGAAGCUAUUCAGAACGUUAAGGAGAAUAUUAAAGUGAAAUUAGAACGAAGUCGCAUCAAUGUGAUGUAUCGUGACGCUGUUCUUCUAGAGGGAGAAUUUUAUGAGCCAAUUCAAUUGGACGGAUCGAUGUGGGUGGUGGAAGAUCAAAGUCGGCUGAUUGUCACUCUGGAGAAGGGGAGAGAAAACUGGUGGGGGAGUAUUUUGAAAGGAGAGAAGGAAAUUGAUUUGACAAAAGUAGAAAGUGUUAAGAAAAUUGCCGAAUUUGAUGAAGAGACGCAAGCUGCUAUCCAUAAAGUAAUGUGGGAUCAAGAACAAAAGGCUCAAGGGCUGCGAACAUCUGAGGAGAUGAAAACGGAUGAACUUUUGAAGAAAGCGUGGGAAGCUGAUAGUUCCCCCUUUAAAGGCCAACCAUUCGAUCCAUCUGCAUUCAACAUCAGUGGAUCGCUCUAUGGCCAGUAG